GAGCAGGAGUGUCGAGGGACUAUAAAAGGCGUGAGUGAGGCCCUUGGACGCCACACGCCCUCCCUGCAGCCGCUGCUCGAGAACCACUUCCUUGACCCAAAGACUUCGAGAUGGCCGGCGGACGCGCUCGCUCUCCCUCGGGACUCCUCCUUCGCCUGAGCCUCUUGCUGGUCCUUCUGGCGUGCUCCUCCUCGCCCGCCUCGUCCUCGAGCCUUCCCGCCCUUGAGGCCUUAUCCCCGAGGACGGAGGAUGGUGCUCAGGUGGCGCUGCACCUGGUCAAGCGCCAGGCGACAGGUCUGGCCAGCAGCGAGGAGGCGGCGCUGCUGGCGCUGUUCGACCUCGUGCCCCGCGCCGACCGACGCUCCGCCGCCUCCAUGCUCGACCGCCUCUUCACCACGCUCGACCUCAACGAAGACGGGCUGAUCGACUCGCGGGAGUUCGAGACCGUCCUCAGGCUGGUCGCCAACAUGAACCGCCACCCCUCCUUCGUCUGAGCCUUCUGCCCCCAGAGCAUCCCGUCGACCUCAGGACCGACCCAUGCCGACCCAUGACUUCGCUGGAGAACAAAAAGCAUUUAGAACGACGAGUUCUGACAAGCUCGCUGGCUGAAGAACAAAAAAUAUUGAUGACUAAUGGAAGCCAUUUUUGUCCAGGCUUGCAUUAGGUACUGUUUAUGUCUAAUAAAAAUGGCCUUUUUAGA
This is a messenger RNA of Penaeus chinensis, 700 nucleotides long. RefSeq lists its product as uncharacterized. Lineage: Eukaryota; Metazoa; Arthropoda; Malacostraca; Decapoda; Penaeidae. The transcript is spliced from 4 exons. The coding region runs from base 111 to 494 and encodes 127 amino acids. Gene Ontology annotation, molecular function: calcium ion binding. The record is from RefSeq and is a predicted model, not a curated record.